Messenger RNA from Enterospora canceri, 712 nucleotides. The record is from the annotation of a GenBank genome assembly. Lineage: Eukaryota; Fungi; Microsporidia; Enterocytozoonidae.
CGUCGUCGCCCUCAAGUUCUCCACCACGGGCAAGUUCCUUCUUUCGGCCUCGGCCGACUGCUCCGUCCGCCUCUGGUCGCUCGAGGUCUUCGAAUGCGUCGGCGUCUACCGCGCCCACGUCUUUCCGGUCUGGGCAGUUGACUUCGCCCCAAACGACUUCUACUUCGCAUCAGGCGGGGCUGACAAGCAGUGCGUCGUCUGGUCCACCAGAAGUGGCGCACCUGAGAGACUCAUCCUCAGCAGCCUCAGUGACGUCACAGCAGUCAAGUUCCACCCUAACUCCUCCUACGUCUUCACUGGGUCGUGCGACUACAAGGUCAGGAUGCACUCCCUCGAUGAUGGCGCAGUCGUACGCACGUUCGUAGGCCACUCCGACUCGAUCACGUGCAUGGACGUAUCAUGCGAUGGGAAGCUGCUUCUGACUGGGUCACGUGACAAGCGGAUCAUCCUCUGGGACAUCGAGAAGGCCCAGAGCAUCGGGACGUAUCACGGCCACGAGGGGGCAGUCUACUCGGUCUCAUUCAGCUACUUCGGGUCGAUAUUCUGCUCAAGUGGAGCAGACAACUCAGUGCGACUGUGGGAGAAGCAGAGUACGCCAAACAAGGAGCCAAUGCAUUCAGUUGCAACCUACUACACCAAGAAUACACCGAUAGUACAGGCUAAGUUUGGAUACAGGAAUAUCAUAUCAUGUGUAGGGCCAUUCACGGGUUAG